This is a messenger RNA of Cylas formicarius (sweet potato weevil), 495 nucleotides long. RefSeq names its product fatty acid synthase-like. The coding region runs from base 1 to 495 and encodes 164 amino acids. Gene Ontology annotation, molecular function: fatty acid synthase activity. The transcript has 3 exons. Lineage: Eukaryota; Metazoa; Arthropoda; Insecta; Coleoptera; Brentidae. The record is from RefSeq and is a predicted model, not a curated record. Gene Ontology annotation, biological process: fatty acid biosynthetic process.
AUGGGCCAAUGUGAUCAAGCCAUCGUGUGCUCCGCAAAUCUGAUUCUACUUUCGUUGUAUACACAGCAAUUUGGGAGCAAGGACGGUAAAUCUAAGUCAUUUGACGACAAUGCCGAUGGUUUCGUCAGAGUAGAACCCAUUAUAGCGAUGUUUCUUCAAAAGUCCAAAGAUUCGAAACGCAUUUACGCAACGGUGGUUCACGCGAAACGAAAUUCGGACGGAUUCAAGGAUGCAGGCAUCGUGUUUCAAUCGCGAGAACUGCAAAAACAACUGUUAAAGGAAUUUUACCAAUUUUACCAAGAAAGCCAAUGGGUUAAAGCAUCUGAUAACCCAUUCUUGGAAGGUACGAGAGCUGGUGAUCCUGAGGAAGUGAAUACCAUAAAAGAUACUUUGUUGAAGCAAAGAUCUUCGCCGUUCCUCGUAGGAUCUGUUAAAUCCAAUAUGGGUCACGCUGAAAGUGCUGCUUCUCUAUGUUCAGUGGCAAAGGUCGGAUAA